This is a messenger RNA of Calidris pugnax (ruff), 4937 nucleotides long. Its product is annotated as endoplasmic reticulum aminopeptidase 1-like. The record is from RefSeq and is a predicted model, not a curated record. Lineage: Eukaryota; Metazoa; Chordata; Aves; Charadriiformes; Scolopacidae. The transcript has 21 exons. Gene Ontology annotation, biological process: proteolysis; peptide catabolic process. Gene Ontology annotation, molecular function: metalloaminopeptidase activity; peptide binding; zinc ion binding. The annotation marks the transcript as partial. Gene Ontology annotation, cellular component: cytoplasm.
CUCAUUAAUUGACGUAAACGUCCCUGACGCAUGUGCAUUCGUGUCCUUUGGUGGUCUUCCAGGGUCUUCCUCACCGUGUACUCAGUCUACUUUUCGUGCACGUGCAGCUUGUUCUUUUGGUUUGGUUCCAAAACUUCUUGUCCGCACAACACUGCAAAACCAGCUUAUUCCAGUCUCAUUAAUUGACGUAAACGUCCCUGACGCAUGUGCAUUCGUGUCCUUUGGUGGUCUUCCAGGGUCUUCCUCACCGUGUACUCAGUCUACUUUUCGUGCACGUGCAGCUUGUUCUUUUGGUUUGGUUCCAAAACUUCUUGUCCGCACAACACUGCAAAACCAGCUUAUUCCAGUGACUCGGUACCAAGACCAAGUUGUUCAAAGCCCCGUCCAGCCUGGCCUUGAAGCGGCCCCCCCUGGGAGCCCCAGGGCCUCUCCCGGGCCACGCAGGUCCUCCACAGAGGGCCCUCUGGGGCCUGGGCAGCAGAUGGGUCCCCGGGGCUCCCCAGCUGCCUGGCGAACUGGAGGGCUCCCGCGGGGGGAGCAAGCGGGACUCGAUGCGGGCCCCUCCGGCAGUCGGGGGUCGGGCCUGGCUGCCGGCGGGGCCAGCGAGCCGUUCCCCUGGCGAGAGGUGAGGCUCCCCAAGGACGUGGUCCCGCUGCAUUACCACCUCCUCAUCCAUCCCAACCUCACCACCCUGACCUUCUCCGGCACGGCCGCCAUCGAGGUUACGGUCAGGCAGCGGACCAGCGCGGUGGUCCUGCACAGCAAGCGCCUGCGUAUCGCCAGGGCCGCCAUCGAGCCUGGCCACGGCCACCCGCUGCUGGAAACGCAGGUGGUGGAGCACCAGGCCUUGGAGCAGGUGGCACUCCUCACCCCCGAGCCCCUGCAGGCCGGGCACAACUACACGCUCCACAUCCAGUACCUGGCAAAUCUCUCCGAGUCCUUCCAUGGCUUUUAUAAAAGCACCUACAGGACCCGGGAAGGAGAACUCAGAGUGCUUGCAGCAACACAGUUUGAGCCAACAGCAGCGCGAAUGGCCUUCCCGUGUUUUGAUGAACCAGCCUUCAAAGCCAGGUUUUCAAUUAAGAUCAGGAGGGAACCGAAGCACCACGCACUGUCCAAUAUGCCAAUUGUGAAGUCUGUGACUAUAAAUCCCCAGCUCAUCGAGGACCAUUUUGAUACCACUGUCAAGAUGAGUACGUACCUUGUGGCCUUUAUCGUUUCGGAUUUUAAAUCCAUCAGCAAAAUAACCAGUCAUGGAGUUCAGAUUUCUGUGUAUACAGCGCCAGACAAGAUCGACCAAGCUGAGUAUGCGUUGGAUGCAGCAGUGAAACUUUUAGACUUCUAUGAGGAUUACUUCAGCAUUCCAUAUCCUUUACCUAAACAAGAUUUAGCAGCUCUUCCUGAUUUUCAGUCUGGUGCUAUGGAAAACUGGGGACUGACCACAUACCGGGAAUCUGCAUUAUUGUAUGACCCUGAAAAGUCCUCGGCGUCUUCUAAGCUUUGGAUUACUAUGGUAAUAGCGCAUGAGCUGGCUCAUCAGUGGUUUGGCAACCUUGUUACCAUGGAGUGGUGGAAUGACCUGUGGUUAAAUGAAGGAUUUGCAAAGUUUAUGGAGUUCGUGUCAGUCAGCGUUACCCAUCCAGAACUGAGAGUUGAAGACUAUUUCUUACGGAGAUGUUUUGAUGCCAUGGCAGUGGAUGCAUUGAAUUCCUCACAUCCUAUAUCUACUCCUGUGGAAGAUCCAGCUCAAAUUUUAGAAAUGUUUGAUGAAGUUUCUUAUGAGAAGGGAUCUUGUAUAUUGAAUAUGCUGAGGGACUAUCUGACUGCUGAUGUGUUUAAAGCUGGACUUGUCCAGUACCUGCAGAAAUACAGCUACCAGAAUACAAAAAAUGAAGAUUUGUGGAACAGUAUGACAAAUAUUUGCCCUACAGUAGGUAAUGAUAAAAAUGAACUACAAGGUGAUGGUUUUUGCAGAAGCAGCCAACAGUCAUCUUCAAAUGCACACUGGACUAAAGGAGAGAUUCUUGAUGUGAAGGCAAUGAUGGACACCUGGACACUGCAAACAGGUUUUCCACUGGUGACUGUCACAGUGAGAGGGAAGAAUGUCCACCUGCAGCAGGAGCGCUACCUGAAGGGAGCAGAUGCUCCCUCAUCCACAGGGUACUUGUGGCAAAUCCCACUAACCUACACUACCAGUAAAUCUGACACUGUUCAGAGAUUUCUGAUGACAACUAAAGCAGAUGUCAUUAUCCUUCCGGAAGAGGUGGAGUGGAUUAAAUUCAACGUGGACAUGAAUGGGUAUUACAUUGUGCAUUAUGAAGAUGAUGGAUGGGAUCGUCUGAUUAACCUUUUGAGAGAGAAUCACACAGCAGUUAGCAGCAAUGACAGAGCAAGUCUCAUCAACAACGUAUUCCAGCUCGUGAGCAUAAACAAAUUGUCGAUUUCCAAAGCUUUUGAUUUAACUUUGUACCUGAAACAUGAAAGGCAAAUCAUGCCUGUACUCCGAGGUAUGAGUGAGCUGAUUCCUAUAUACAGGCUCAUGGAGAGGAGGGAUAUGAAUGGUACAGAAAAACAGUUGAAGGAAUAUAUUAUCAGUCUUUUUAAAGACCUGAUUGACGCCCAGUCUUGGAGUGAUGAAGGCUCAGUGUCUGAGAGGUAUCUCAGGGACUCACUCCUGCUGUUCGCCUGCAUGCACCGGUACCAGCCCUGUGUGGACAAAGCCACAGGAUAUUUUGCAGAAUGGCAGAAAUCCAACGGCACCUUGAGCUUGCCAACAGACGUGAGGACAGCAGUGUAUACUAUUGGGGCACAAACAUCCGAAGGCUGGGAUUUCCUCCUCAGUAAAUACAGGCUGCCCUCCUUCAGUGUCGAGAGACACAACAUUGAGUUUGCUCUCAGCCUCACCACAAGUAAGGACAAGCUGCAGUGGUUAAUGGAUCAAGGUCUGCGUGGUGACAUCAUAAGAACUCAGGAUCUUCCAUUUAUUAUUGUAUUUAUUUCCAAAAACCCAUCUGGCUACCAUCUAGCUUGGACGUUUUUAAAAGAAAAUUGGGAGAAGUUUGUAGAAAAAUUUGAACUCGGUUCGAAUUCCAUAGCAACCAUUGUCACUGGAGUCACAAGUCGGUACUCCACAAGGUCACAGCUUGCACAGGUGAAAGAAUUCUUCAGUUCUCUGGACGAACAAAGCGCACGGCUUCGCUGUGUCCAGCAAGCUAUUGAAACCAUUGAGGACAAUAUACAGUGGAUGGAUAGAAAUUUGGAGAAAGUCAAAACAUGGUUGCAAAACAACCAUCUGUAAAUUAAGACACCUUGCUUAUUUUUGUCAGCCAUGAAAAGCUGUGAAAAAGGAGGGCUGGAGGGACAUCUGAGUUGUAUAAAUUCGUUUGUUUGGGAGGCGCUGUAAGGCAGCCAAACACUGCUGCUGCUUAGGAUUUGUCCAUCUCGUGGCUGUGGUUUGCUGGGAACAGACCUGGACCAUUCACUGAUCCCCUCACCAGGAGACACUUCUGAGAAAAAAAGGGAUGUCACAGUGUGAACUAAGGUGUAUUGGGAGGAGUGCCGGGGGGGGGGUGACUACUAGAAAUGUGAAAUGCUUCACUUCUGAAAAAGCAGAAGGUACUGGGAGAUGAACAACCUGGAGAAACUUUUUCACUUGCAUGAGCUGACCCUUCAAAGGUGCAACGUGCAGCACCAUUCAAUGCUGAACUGCACCAACACUCCGGAGCGAAGCCAUCACCGCACGUGUCUUUAUCCUUGGGAUUUACAUUUCCAGGAGAGUGACUUUUACCAACACGUACCUCAGAUCAAGCAUCUCCUAAUUAAAAAAAAAAGCCAAGUACUGACUGUGAUUAAAAUUGCAUCUGUCAAAGUAAAAUCAGCAAGUGGGGACAACGCCAAGGUCCCUGUAACCCUACCCUCUCCCCCCAGCUCUGCCCAACUCCUGAUGAUGAUGAUGGGGAUACUUUGCCUGCACUGAAAAUAUUCUUGCGCUUUUAAGUAACUUUCAGGAAAUAAGUACAUACAUUUUGUGUGGAAAAAAAAAAAAAAAGUUGAUGAAUUAUGCUUAAGAUGGUUAACCAUCAGCCUGUUUUAACAGAAAUUUUUUUGCCUUUCAUCAUCCCUUUUUAACUUAAUUGAAAUGCAGCUGUUGUCACCUGUACUCAUCAACAUUUAAAAGGACGGACAGGCAUUAUGGUCUUUAUACCUUACUUGUAGGGUAAUGGUAAGAAUUGUAAGCUAAUGGCUCUAAAGAGAGAAAUUAUUAAUAAUGUGCUCAGAAGGGACAGUUACUCAAGAAAGUGAAGCUGAAAUCUUGGAGGUGGGUGGUUUUUUUGGUGGAGGGUUGUUUUUUUAACAGUCAGUUGUGAAUGGCCUUCUCUGUUUACCUGCAGAACACUUCUAUUUCUAUACUAAACUUAAAAAAAGCAAUCAUAUCCAGGUGAUUACCACAUGUCCUUAAAUGCAUUUGAUUUCUUUGCUCUUACAACCAUGCCUGUGCCAUGCUGUGAUAAUUCAGUGUUUAUUUCCUCUGAUCUGUCUCAGCUUCCUCACCAAUAUGCUGAAGCAACCAGAAACUUCUAACGAAGACUUGGGGGGAAGCCCUUAUAAUCUAGAACUAAUCGUAAGCUUUUUACUUGCUUGCUCUUCUCUCAGCUAGAAAUUAUGCCUGCCCGAGCAGUUGACACCUGUGUUGUCAGAGUUCAGAAAGGUGCUGGGUUCUGCUAUUGAGGGCGAAAAGCUCUGUCACAAUCUUGUAGAAAAUACCUGUUUCCUUUCACUCACUGCGUCUUGCACCUCUGAACUCCUUAAAGGAAAGAGGGAUUCUAAGUAGGCAUCGUGCGUGCAUUUUCUGGUAUUUUGGGUGUUGUUGACUGUUGCUUGCUUUAAAAUGUUUUCAAGGCUGAAACAAAAAAUAAAAUUUGUUUACGUGACUCGAA